CAUCGCUGACCGCUAAACAACCAGAACUGUAUCAGCAUUUGCUAAAAGUAUUGCCAAUUAUUGACUCUCACAAACAAACAUGUACUCUUACACCUUUGCUCUGAUUGCGUGCGGAAUCUUAGCUGCUGCUCUUGCGGCACCCGCACCAGGAUGGGGACACCAUCACCAGCACGUGAAAAUCCAUGUGCCAUACCAUGUGCACACAGUACAUCAUCAUCACGUGAAGAAAAUUCACGUGCCGGUUCAUCAUGUUGAGAAGGUCCAUGUGCCGGUUCCCGUUCAUCACGUCGAAAAAGUCCAUGUCCCGGUGCCCUACCCCGUAAUCGAGAAGGUGCAUGUCCCGGUUCAUCAUGUUGAGAAAAUUCACGUGCCCGUUCCCAUUCAUGAGCCCAUCCACGAGCCCAUCCAUGAGGAGAAGGGAUGGUGGUGAAGAGUCUGACAGAGAGUUUCAGUUCUCUACGCAUGAUGUCAUUUACGUAAACAAACCUAAUCCAUAGGCAAACUAGUUUCGCCAUAAGCAGUAUUCAUCCUUUGGUGUGGUUCCACUUCAAAGACUCUUCGAUGAUAUUUGGCAAAGACUUUCACAAAAUGAGAUUUCUGUGAAGUACGGGAUGAAGAAAAGUUGAGCAUUACUAAAGAAGAUUGAUAUCCGGUAAACAUCGGGUAUAAAUCUACCGAAUGUACAUACAUUAUACCCUUUCGUUACCUGAAUAUUUUUAUUUUUUGUACGAAAACUUUUGUAGAAUAAAAAAAGUAUUAACAUAAA
Fopius arisanus is the source of this 766-nucleotide messenger RNA. RefSeq names its product histidine-rich glycoprotein. The transcript is spliced from 4 exons. Lineage: Eukaryota; Metazoa; Arthropoda; Insecta; Hymenoptera; Braconidae. The record is from RefSeq and is a predicted model, not a curated record. The coding region runs from base 80 to 430 and encodes 116 amino acids.